CGAAUCCUCGAGCUGACCGUCAGCUUCUCUCAGCCCAUAGGCAUACAUAAGGCUCCGCGCAAAGUUUUCUUUGGCCGUUGUUCGACUAACAGACGUUUGGUUCGCUUCUGCAGUUCCGACUUUACCUACCUAUUAACAGCCAUGGCAUCAUCGUCGGCGCAAGCGGAUGGCGGGGUCAAGCUUGAUCCUCAGGAAGAAACUCCCCGGGGCAUGUCCUCUCAGAAGCGCGGAACCAAGAGAAUCAGGACGCAAUCUCUCCCGCCGCCAGACCUUCCCAAACUCGUCGCCGAGCAGCACCAGCCCAUUCCGGCGAGCGACAAGGACACGCAAAGGCUCAUAGUCGUCCUCUCAAAUGCUAGUCUCGAGACGUACAAGUCGUCGCACGGCGGUCGCGCCGGCGCCGGCAAGGACGACAAAUACUCGCUUCUCAACAGCGACGAGCACAUUGGUAUCAUGAGGAAGAUGGGUCGCGACAUUUCGGAUGCGCGCCCGGAUAUCACUCACCAGUGCUUGCUUACCCUCCUCGACUCGCCCAUCAACAAGGCCGGAAGACUGCAAAUCUACAUCCACACGGCCAAGGGCGUGCUUAUCGAGGUCAGCCCGUCGGUCCGGAUACCGCGCACGUUCAAGCGGUUUGCGGGUCUGAUGGUGCAGCUGCUGCACCGCCUCUCGAUCCGCUCGACGACGUCGCAAGAGAAGCUUCUCAAGGUCAUCAAAAACCCCAUCACUGACCACCUUCCGCCCAACUGCCGCAAGGUCACGCUGAGCUUUGACGCGCCGGUGGUCAAAGUUCGCGAAUAUGUGGAGGACCUAGACCCCAACCAGAGCAUCUGUGUAUUCAUCGGAGCUAUGGCCAAGGGACGCGACGAUUUCGCCGACGAGUUCAAGGACGAUGCCAUCUCGAUCAGCAACUUUUCGCUCAGUGCAAGCGUGGCAUGCUCCAAGUUCUGCCAUGCGGCCGAGGAAGUGUGGAACGUUCUCUAAAAUGCCCCGGAUACCCCGACUUCUGGUUUCUAAUCGAGCAGGCGAGCUGCGGGGAAGGAUUUGCGGGCUUUCGCGUCAGGCUACGAUCACAACAUCAAAGCGCUGAUGCGAAGUCCCGCCACGUUGAGGACCUGUGGACAUGUCUUUGUUUUUGCAACCAAAACAUCAGGCUUUCAACAGACUCACCAGGCUUUCUUUUCCGCAGCGCACUUCAACUUGCUCUGCGUCUCCCAUUUUCUCCUUGUUAGUCUUGGUAGCAUUAGUUAGGUAGGAAUACGGGCGGCGUUGGCGCGUGGGAGCCCCGGCAGGGCUGGAGAUGUAAUUGGCGACACGGAUAUACCUAUGACUUAUUGUUGUUCACACGUGACGGGC
Molecule: messenger RNA, 1356 nt
Organism: Aplosporella prunicola CBS 121167
Lineage: Eukaryota; Fungi; Ascomycota; Dothideomycetes; Botryosphaeriales; Aplosporellaceae
Exons: 3
Coding region: 142-984 (280 amino acids)
Biological process (GO): rRNA base methylation
Cellular component (GO): nucleolus; small-subunit processome
Molecular function (GO): rRNA binding; rRNA (pseudouridine) methyltransferase activity
Source: RefSeq, a predicted model, not a curated record